GCCCCCUCCCCUGACUUCUCUAUCAAGAUCAAUAACACAAUCAUCAGUCCCUCCCCCCAUGCCAGGGUACUAGGUGUAAUCCUAGACUCCCAUCUGUCCUUCCAGCCCCAGGCCUCGACUAUUGUAACUCCCUCCUCAUCGCAGGCUAUCCCCCCUCCAGUCUAUCAUGAACACUGCUGCCAGACUCAUCCAGACUCAUCCACCUCACUAACCGUUCCAUAUCCGCCUCCCCUCUCUGUCAAUCCCUCCACUGACCUCCAUUCAGUGUCGUCCACCCCUUUCUAACAAUCCCUCCACUGGCUUCCCAUUCAGUGUCCUCCACUCCUCUCUGCAAAUCCCUCCACUGGCCUCCAUUCA
This is a messenger RNA of Staurois parvus, 357 nucleotides long. Lineage: Eukaryota; Metazoa; Chordata; Amphibia; Anura; Ranidae. The record is from the annotation of a GenBank genome assembly.